Molecule: messenger RNA, 222 nt
Organism: Dibothriocephalus latus
Lineage: Eukaryota; Metazoa; Platyhelminthes; Cestoda; Diphyllobothriidea; Diphyllobothriidae
Source: the annotation of a GenBank genome assembly
AUGCUCACGUUGAAGGAAGAUAUGGAAGAGAUCAAGAAAAUCAGCCAGGAGCGUCUAGUGAUCGUAGAUUUUUUCGCAACAUGGUGUGGACCGUGUAAAUCCGUCAAGGCGGCCUAUGAACAGCUUGCUGAGGAGGAGACCACGGUCACUUUCGCUAAACUGGAUAUCGACGUGUACGAGGCAAGUUUGGAUGGACUUAACUACAUUUUUUGCUCCCUUUAA